AAUGAGAGGGGAAGUAACGCUUGUGUAAAAUUAGGUCAAAUAACACGAACACGUUACGAACAAUGUCUGGAGUAAAGUUGGUAUAUUUCAAUGGACGAGGAAAGGCGGAGUUAAUCCGAUUGGCACUGACUUAUGUUGGAAUAGAGUUUGAAGAAGUUUAUCUAAAAGAAAAAUCUGAGAUCGAGAAGUUGAGAUCAGAUGGUGAUUUGUUAUUUCAACAAGUUCCAUUGUUAGAAAUUGAUGGCAAACGUAUCGUUCAAUCUGGUGCUAUUUUACGAUAUUUAGCGAGACGUGGUGGUAUCUAUGGUAACAAUAAUGACGAGUCAACCAGGAUAGAUGAAUUAUUCGAGGGAACAAGAGAUUUUUGUGGACCUCUCUUAGGCAUGAUCUUUAGACCAGAAGAAGAUGUUUUAAAAGAAGCAAAAGAAAAACUAUUACCUAGAUAUUUGCCUGUUUUUAAUAAGGUUCUGGAAGAGACCGGAAGUGGUUAUCUUGUUGGUAAAAGUUUGACCCUAGCUGACCUUGGUUUAAUAGAGCCGCUACUCAUACUUGUUGAAUAUCUGGGUGAUCAAGUCUUAACUGGAUAUCCACAACUACAGUCGUUUUAUAAAAAUAUUACUUCAGAUGAAAAGAUAGCAUCAUUCCUGGUCGGACCACACAGAAAACCUAAAAAUGAUCAGGCCUACGUGGAUACAGUUAGAAGAGUUUUAAAUUGGUAGUAAAUUGAACAAUGUACAAUCGACAUUUUAUAAUGAUAUUAGAAUUUUAAAAUGUAUCUAAACACAAUAUAUAUAUAUAUGUAUUCCAAUUAAACACAUUUUUCCAGACAAGUAAAUAAAUUAACACCUAAAUCCAGAA
This is a messenger RNA of Patella vulgata (common limpet), 858 nucleotides long. RefSeq names its product glutathione S-transferase 3-like. Lineage: Eukaryota; Metazoa; Mollusca; Gastropoda; Patellidae. Bases 63 to 719 code for a protein of 218 amino acids. The record is from RefSeq and is a predicted model, not a curated record. Gene Ontology annotation, molecular function: glutathione transferase activity. Gene Ontology annotation, biological process: glutathione metabolic process. The transcript has 6 exons.